Messenger RNA from Ostrea edulis (European flat oyster), 5447 nucleotides. RefSeq lists its product as uncharacterized. The record is from RefSeq and is a predicted model, not a curated record. Bases 213 to 2828 code for a protein of 871 amino acids. Gene Ontology annotation, molecular function: zinc ion binding. NCBI's taxonomy places the organism in Eukaryota, Metazoa, Mollusca, Bivalvia, Ostreida, Ostreidae. The transcript is spliced from 7 exons.
AGCGACGCUUUGGGACAUGUCGAUUGUCAUGUUUAUUUAUAUCAUUGGUUCAUUCACACCGCGUUACAGGCCUAGUACUAGUACUUUUUGUAUGUUGCCUGUGUAAUAUUGCCUGCAAUUGCCGGUUCCUGUGCCGUGACGUUAGGGCCCAGUCUUAGCUAUAGACCACCGUCUGUCCAAGACGUAGUAAAUUAUCCGACGCAGAUACAGAAAUGUACCCCUGGUUGGGGGUGUGUACUGGUAUCAGAAUGGAGGAACCCAUCACACAUGGUCCGUCAUCGGCCAAAAAGGUGAAAGUGGACACAGAUGCCCCAGAGGACAAUGAAUUGAAUGAUGAUAACAGCUGCGGGAGUGGGGGUUUUGCUCCCUGUACUGAGGAAGAUGCUUUGUGUGAUCAGGACACAGAACCGUACGAUACAGAAGAAGGCGAAUCAAACGAGAAUUUAUUUGGAAGAGCUUUGAGCCCGACUCUAAAGGAUUCUGACAGUCCAAUCAGAGAGGAGGCUGGAACACCCGUCGUAGAGUUAACUGAGGAGGAUAUAAAAUUGUCUCCACCGAAGAUGACGAAGAUUGAAUCGGUGCUGAAGGACGCUAACUUAAUAUCAAAUAUUGUAAACGGUAUCGAUGUUGACGUUGUGUACGAGAAACUCAAAGGGAGGCGAGGUAACCCAAACAGAGUGGACCAGGUGAUUAAUGAAAUUUUAGAGGAUGUAGAUAAAGGUAAGAAAGAAGAUGAGAAGAAGAGCUCAAAAGAAGAUGUCUCUUGUGUGGAGGAUUUGGUAACAGUGAUUGACAAAGCCUCAGCCAAUGUUUCCAAGCUGCCCAUGACUGCUGGUGAAAUCCAGCAACUGUUGUACGAAAAUAAAGACAGACCGGAUCGAGUAGAUUACGUCGUCAGCCAGAUAUUGGUAAAAUACUAUAAAUCAUCAGCCGUUCAGAAAGAUGAAUACCUGGAUGACAUGAUGGUAGUAUUGUCUGUUUUGCCUACAGCCGAUCCUGAGCAGGUGUAUAAACUCAUAGAAAGAAAUUGUCGACAGACCGACAGGGUACAAAAGAUUAUUGUUCAACUUCGAAAUCAAAGUGGCCCGUCAGGUUCUUUGAAGAAAGAGACUUCUCUCCCAGUAGAUCCAAAACACCUCGAGGAUCCCCUGUACCGGGAUAUGAGGAUUGUGUGUAAAGUUUUACCUGAAAAAGACCCUAAUGAGGUCUACGAAUACUUGACAGCUCAUCAUGAAAAGAAAAAUCGUCUCAAAGUUGUGAUAGAGGAACUUAUGAAAUCAGGAGAUUGCGAUUCACAGAGUGUUGCUGCUAGUGUGGACCAAAACUCUGUGCAUUUGUCUGAUGUUAUGCAUGUGGGAACAAAUGGAGGUCUGCUCAGACACAUUCAGGAGGAGGUGGACGAGUUGAUGGAAAUAUUUCCAGACUGCGAUCCAAAUUAUAUUUAUGAUAAACUGGAGGAACACUCUGACGACAAAGACAAACUUAGAAAUAUUGCCAUGGAAUUGUUUGAGCACAAGAACUACCCAAGACUCAAAGCUCUGGAGGAACGAAAAAAACAAGCCAUGCACAAUCGAAUUCAACACCUGCAGUUUGACAUGGAGUCAUUCCUCGUCAGAUUUCCUGACCCUAUGGACACAUUUCUAAAUGUCGAUAAAGAGAUGUCCAGUUCUUAUAAAGAACACACACUUCAACAGCUGAGGAAAGAUUACAGGAAGUUAAAAAAGUCAUUCCUUAUAGAAGUACUCGAGCAACACAAUUAUCACUAUCACCUGAGCAAAUGCAAGAUUGAAAAAAAAUUAGAAGGCAUUCCUGAGAACUCAAAGAAGUUUCGGAAUCAGUUACUAAGCGAUGCUGACUGUCUGAUGCCGGAGGAAGCUGACGAGUUCUUUUACUACGAGAAGUUGUAUUCCGAGAAUGAAGGAGAGAUCAAAAGGUACCUUCAUGACAAGAAGCAGUUGUACGAGCUACGUCUCCAGGAGGCUCGGGACAGUGGGCAGCUGAUGGAGUGCCAGUGUUGUUUUGAUGAAGAGUGUCUGUUUGAAAACAUGGCCGCCUGUCCCGAGGGCCACCUCUUCUGCAAAACAUGUGUCCGCAGAUCGGCGGAGGUUGUGAUAGGUCAAGGAAAGACAGAUUUCAAAUGCAUGGAUGGGACGUGCUCAGAACAUUUCUCACUUUCUACCCUUCAACAUGUGCUGCCUGUCAAUAUUUUCUCCAUUGUUUUAAGAAAGAUGCAGGAAGAGGAGAUUCAGAAGGCAGACAUCCCAGAUUUAGUUUCUUGUCCCUUCUGUACUUUUGCCACCAUUAUGCCAGAUCAAAAUGAUAAAGUGUUCAAGUGCCUGAAUCCUGAAUGUCUGAAAGAAUCUUGCAGGUUUUGUAAGGAGCCAAACCAUAUUCCUUUGCGUUGUAAUGAGGUGGAGAAGCAGGGAGAAGUUGGCAUGAGGACGUACAUCGAGGCUCGCCUGACGGAGGCCAUGAUUAGGCGCUGUCACAACUGUCAAAAAGCAUUUGUGAAGGAGUUUGGCUGCAACAAAAUGACUUGUACUUGUGGAGCUUCCAGUUGUUAUGUGUGCCGAGCUCCGGACAUUGACUAUGAUCACUUCACUGGGGAAAACUGUAACCAGGGGGACAUGAAUAAACUCCACAAGGAGGAGAUGUUGAAAGCAGCCGUAGAGGCGAGGGACAUAUACCUCCAGGAACACCCCGAGGCUGCCGAUAUCGACCUCAAAUACGACCCCAUCAAACACGUAGAGCAAUUUGAGGGUUUGGGAGCAGGUGGUGACCAUGAUGAAGGUUAUGAAGAUAGUAGUGAUGAAGAUGAAGAUUAUUGAAAUAUAUAUAUACUGUGUUCAGAGAUGGAAAUGAGGAGGAGGAUGGGAAAAUACGAGACCUACAUUCAGAGUUAGAGAUGGAGAUUAAAGGCACAAGAACCGCAUUCAGAGUUAGAGAUGGAGAUUAAAGGCACAAGAACCGCAUUCAGAGUUAGAGAUGGAGAUUAAAGGCACAAGAACCGCAUUCAGAGUUAGAGAUUAAAGGUACAAGAACUGCAUUCAGAGUUAGAGAUGGAGAUUAAAGGCACAAGAACCGCACUCAGAGUUAGAGAUGGAGAUUAAAGGCACAAGAACUGCAUUCAGAGUUAGAGAUGGAGAUUAAAGGCACAAGAACUGCAUUCAGAUAGAGAUGGAUAUUAAAGGCACAAGAACUGCAUUCAGAAAUAGAGAUGGAGAUUAAAGGCACAAGAAAUGCAUUCAGAGAUAGAGAUUAAAAAGCACAAGAACUGCAUUCAGAUAGAGAUGAAGAUUAAAAAGCAUGAAAAACUGAUUAGGAGGAAGAGAAGGAUGAUUAAUGACAAGUACUGGUCCUUGUGGACUGUGCCAUAUUAUAAAUUUGGGGAAUUUGAAUGAGAUAUAUUUGUUAUGCACCUGUCUUAGACAAGUUGUUUUUUGGUAUAUUGCUGUCUGUCUGACUGUCAGCACCUUCUGGAUCAGAUCAAAACAAUAAUUGUGAUCCUAGGAUCAUCAAACUUGUUACACAUGUUUCCAAUGAUCAGAGGAAGAAGUCAAAAGUUUCUUAUCAAGUUAUCCUUUAUUGGAGAGAUAUCAAUCUUUUUUUUCACAGUCAUCCUAGGACCAACAUUUUAUCUAUUUUCUUUAAUAUUGAGAAACUGUUGAAAGAACACUGUCACAGCCAUUUUGGGACCAGUGAAUGGUUUAUUUGGAUGUCAAUCUUUUUACCUUACCUUAAACCAGAAGGCUCAUGAGUUUUUGAUUGAAAUUCGUUGUCUGUCAUAAUUAUCGUAAACUUUUCAUAUUUUCAUCUUCUUCUCUGGAGUCGCUGUGACAAGAAGCAAUGCACCAGUUACAAAAAAUCUUCUUUAUUAAACUUUAACUUGUGUGCUUUCAAAUGUUCGUCUCCAGAUCUACCGAGCCAAUUUUAGUCUAACUUAGCGCAAAGUAUUCUAGGGUAAGUUGGGUAAAGGGAAUUCAAAUGAAGGGCCUUUCCAAGGGGAGGUAACAGCAAAAUAAUGAAAACAUUGUGUUGUCUUUUGAAGAUCUCCAUAACCACUGAGCAAAUUGUAACCAACUUGGAAUAUACAUUUUUGGGUAUAGGGGAUUCAAGUUUGCUCAAUUGAAGACACAUUCCUCUUUCCAAAAGGAGAUAAAAGCAAAAUAGUUAAAAUACAGUGAUGUUCUCUACAAUUGUUCUUUUCAAAAAUCAUUGUCUUUUAUCAAUGAAUGAAUUUCAGUCAAACUUGGAAUAAAGUGUUGUUGGUAAACAGGAUGAAAAUUCAGGAUGCAAGAAUUAUUGGCUAAAUAUUUCAUUAAAGUUGUAAACUGAUGCCUGAGUUAGUGAUUUGGCCCAUGGGCCUCUUGGUUUGAUUACAACUACAUUAAUGAAUAUAUCAGGUUAUUUUGCAGCACGAGCAUUGUUGUUUUUAGCUCACCUGAGCUAAAAGCUCAAGUGAGCUUUUCUGAUCACCUGUGUUCCGGCGUCCAUCCGUCUGUCAACUUUUAACUUCUUCUCAAAAACCACUGGGCCAAUUUCAACCAAAGUUGGCACAAAGCAUCCUUACGUAAAGGGAAUUCUAAAUUGUUAAAAUAAAGGGCUAGGCCACCUUCCAAGGGGAGAUAAUCAAGAAAAGGUAAAAAUAGGGUAGGGUCAUUAAAAAAUCUCAUCAAGAACCACUGGGCUAGAAAAGAUGAAAUUUAUAGAUAAGCUUUAUUAGGUAGUGCAGAUUCUAAAUUGUUAAAAUCAUGGCCCCCGGGGGUCGGAUGGGGCCACAAUAGGGGAUCAAAGUUUUACAUACAAAUAUAUAGGAAAAAUCUUCUUCUCAAGAACCACUGUGCCAGAAAAGCUGAGAUUUAUAUGAAAGCUUCCUGAUAUAGUGCAGAUUCUAAAUUGUUGAAAUCCUGGCCCCCGGGGGCCGGAUGGGGCCACAAUAGGGGAUCAAAGUUUUACAUACAAAUAUAUAGGAAUUUUUUAAAACAAAUCUUCUUCUCAAGAACCACUGAGCCAGAAAAGCUGAUAUUUACAUGAAAGCUUUCUGAUAUAGUGCAGAUUCAAGUUUGUUCAAAUCAUGGCCCCUGGGGGUAGGAUGGGGCCACAAGGGGGGAUCAAAGUUUUAUAUACAAAUAUAUAGGAAAAAUCUUCAAAUAUCUUCUUCUCGUGAACCAUUGGGCCAAAGAAGUUCACAUUUACAUGAAAGCUUUCUGACAUAGUGUAGAUUCAAGUUUGCAAAAACUAUGGCCUCCAGGGGUAGGUUGGGGCCAUAAUAAGGACUACGGUUUUACAUGCAAAUAUAUAUAGAAAGUAUUCUGAUAUGGACCAAGGUGACUCAGGUGAGCGAUGUGGCCCAUGGGCCUCUUGUUUUAUGUUGUACAUGCAUCAUGUAUUCGUAAUUUUUCUUCCAAAGAAAUAUUUUAAAUAAAUUUAGAUAUUGUUAUACAAUG